CAAAGAACGGCGCAUGCGCGUCAAAUGAUGAGAAUGCAAGUGUGAGUUGGUGGUUUGGUGUGAGAAACGAAUAGUUAGUCAAAAGUGAAUAAUUUAAUAAAUAAUUCGUGAAAGACUCAACAUUCACAACAUGGGCGUCCCGGGAAAAGUAGUGGAAGCCAUGGAAGUUGAAGGAACCGGGGAUGCUCUAAGUGGCGAGGGAGACACAGGCGAGAAGAAGGACAGCGAUCUUCUCAUCAUCCAGGACCUCCGAGAGCACAUCCGCCAAAUCGAGCGGGCAGUCCAGAACAAAGAGCCCCGUUUCAUCCUCCGUGCUUUGCGGGCUCUGCCAACCACUCGUCACAAGCUCAACCCAGUUGUUCUUCGCGGGAUUGUCGGGGGCUUCUUCACACGAUCCGCUGUCGAACGUGAGGCUCUCCUCGCUUGGAUCGAGGAACCCAUGGACACUGAGGGCACGCAGGCAGCCAUCCAGAGGUUCCGCAGCUCCGCUUUGCCUCUUCUUCCCGAAAUCGACGCCUACAUCCACCUUCUCAUCCUAGUAAAACUCAUCGACACCCGAAAGUAUAACGAGGCCGUCCAAUGUUCAGAAACUCUCGUACAAAAGAUCGUCGCUCAGAACCGCCGCACUAUGGAUUUGAUAGCUGCCAAGUGCUACUUUUACCAUUCAAGAGCCUACGAGCUCACCAAUCAGCUCGAGAAGAUCAGAAGCUUCCUUCAUCUGCGACUCCGGACGGCAACUCUGCGAAACGAUUUCGAGGGCCAGGCGGUGCUGAUCAAUUGCUUGCUGAGGAACUACCUUUUCUAUAAUCUCUACGACCAGGCAGACAAACUCGUGCUCAAGUCCACGUUUCCUGAGACCGCGAGCAACAACGAGUGGGCUCGUUUUCUUUAUUAUCUAGGUCGCAUCAAGUCCGCUAGGUUGGAAUAUUCCGCAGCGCACAAGUAUCUUGUCCAGGCGAUGCGCAAAGCUCCGCAGAAUACAGCUGUUGGUUUCCGACAGACCGUGCAAAAGCUCGCCGUGACUGUAGAGCUUUUAUUGGGAGAUAUUCCCGAAAGACAAAUAUUCCGCCAGGCGGCGCUGCGUCGUGCUCUGGCGCCUUACUUCCAGCUAACGCAAGCGGUGCGUCUUGGGAAUUUGCAACGUUUCGGAGAGGUGUUGGAGAAUUUUGGACCACAAUUCCGUGCUGAUCACACCUUUACGCUCAUCCUGAGGUUGAGACACAAUGUGAUUAAGACAGCAAUCCGGUCUAUUGGACUCUCGUACUCGAGGAUCUCGCCUGCGGAUAUCGCAAAGAAGCUGGGAUUGGAUUCAGGCGUGGACGCUGAGUUCAUUGUUGCAAAGGCUAUUCGUGAUGGAGUUAUUGAGGCGACUCUGGAUCCGGAAAAUGGGUACAUGCGCAGCAAGGAGACUACUGAUAUCUACUGCACAAGGGAGCCUCUUCUUGCGUUCCAUCAGAGAAUUACUUUCUGUCUGGAUCUGCAUAAUCAGAGCGUCAAGGCGAUGAGGUAUCCACCGAAGUCGUAUGGAAAAGAUCUUGAGUCGGCAGAAGAACGGAGAGAAAGAGAGCAGCAGGACCUGGAGUUAGCUAAGGAAAUGGCGGAGGAGGAUGAUGAUGGUUUCCCAUAAAAAAAUUACUGAUUUUAUUAGCGAUUUUCCGAUGAUUGUACUAUUUGCAUUUCUGUAACACUUUCGCAAUAAUAAAUAUAUGAUUUAACUUUUUUCAA
Messenger RNA from Belonocnema kinseyi, 1725 nucleotides. RefSeq names its product probable 26S proteasome non-ATPase regulatory subunit 3 (gene Rpn3). Gene Ontology annotation, molecular function: enzyme regulator activity. Gene Ontology annotation, cellular component: proteasome complex; proteasome regulatory particle, lid subcomplex. The coding region runs from base 131 to 1627 and encodes 498 amino acids. NCBI's taxonomy places the organism in Eukaryota, Metazoa, Arthropoda, Insecta, Hymenoptera, Cynipidae. The record is from RefSeq and is a predicted model, not a curated record. Gene Ontology annotation, biological process: ubiquitin-dependent protein catabolic process; regulation of protein catabolic process. The transcript is spliced from 2 exons.